UGAAAAAUUAAAUGAAUUUUGUGAUUUUAUAUGAAAACUGAGCAACAACAAACAAAUAUAUGUAUGUGCGUGUGAAGUACUAAAUACAAGCAACUAACUGUACGAGCUGUCAACGGAAAUGCGUUAUUAGACGUUUUAUGCCGAAAGCCAUUAAAAAUUGAUAAUCAAAAAGUUAUUAAACAAUCGAAUUGUAUUGUAAUUAGUGACCAACGAUUGAAUUUCGCUUGCCUGCUGCCGUGGGAAAAGUUUGCCGUAAUCGACGAAUUGCAUGCUUAUUGAUAUUUAAUGUGCACGUGGUGAUACUGCUAAACAGUUGGAAAAGCAAUGGAACGCUUAUAAAACCAACCCAUUACACACGCUAAACUCAACGACUUAUUCGACAACGCAUUGUAACGCAUCACAACGACAACGAAAAACCACAACAGUCUUAUCGACUGUAAAUCAACAAAAAAAAACAACAACAAAAGUCACACACACACGCCCGAAAAUGUCGCAUUUCGAAAAAAUUUUCUUCAUUUCAUUACUUUACUUCUUGCUGCUCAUCGCCUCCACCCGCGGUUUAGCUAACUGUCCGCCUGGCUGCCAGUGCGAUGACAAUACACUCGUCGUACAGUGCGGCGAAGGCCAAUUGGAUGUGCUGCCCAUCGCACUCAAUCCGUCCAUACAACGUCUGGUUAUACGCAACAACAAAAUCAAGACCAUCGAUUCAUCAAUACAAUUCUACGCCGAGCUGACGUUCCUCGAUUUGUCUUCGAAUCACCUGAUGACCAUACCGCAGCGCACCUUUGCCUACCAGAGGAAACUGCAGGAGGUGCAUUUGAAUGACAAUAAGAUCGGUGCGAUCAGCAAUAAGACUUUCAUUGGCCUAUCGGCGGUAACGGUAUUGAAUUUACGCGGCAAUUUAAUUUCCGAGCUGCAUUUGGGCACCUUUACACCGCUGCUUAAAAUUGAAGAGCUGAAUUUGGGAAAGAACCGCAUCGGCUUUGUCGAUCCCAAAGCGUUUGACGGUUUGUCACAGCUGCGUAUUUUGUACUUGGACGAUAAUGCGUUGACCUCGGUGCCAGAUCCGGUAGUUUUUCAGGCUAUGCCAAGCUUGGCCGAACUCUUUUUAGGCAUGAACACUUUGCUGACAGUGCCGUCUGCCGCCUUCCGAGAUGUGCCCGCACUGACGCGCCUCGAUCUGCGCGGCGCUGGACUACGCAAUAUCUCGCAUGAUUCCUUCAAGGGCUUGGAAGAGCUGCGGCAGCUGGAUCUCUCCGAUAAUAGGCUGACACGUGUGCCUACUUUUAGUCUCAGCAACAUGGUGCGUUUAGAAGAGUUAUCGUUGGGACAAAAUGACUUUGAAGUGAUUGUGGAGGGUGCUUUUGUCGGUCUCAAGCAGCUGAAGCGUUUGGACAUCAGUGGCGCACUGCGGCUAAAACGUGUCAUGAAUGGUGCAUUCUCCACAAACGGCAACUUGGAGUACCUCAAUCUGUCGUCGAACAAAAUGUUACACGAAGUGCAAGAGGGCGCACUCAGCGGGCUGCCCAACAUGCGUCACGUUAUACUGAAAGCUAAUGCGCUCACCUCACUAGCGGAAGGCCUAUUCCCAUGGCGCGAUCUUGUGACACUCGAUCUGUCGGAGAAUCCCAUCUCCUGUGACUGCCGCGUGAUGUGGCUACGCAAUUUGUUGGUGGAAAAGAAUGGCACAAAUGAUGCAAUCUCAGAAGUCUACUGCGCUUUUCCCGACCGCCUGCAUGGUGAGGCCUUGCGCAAUCUAAACCCAACACUCAUGGGCUGCACGCACACCGAUCCCCGCAAGCAGGCCUUGAUUGGCGCGCUGCUCGUUGGCUCGGCGGCGACUUUAACCGCGCUGGCAUUGAUACUCUAUCGCUGUCGCCGCAAGAUACGCGAGUACAUCAGCAGCGGCGUGUGGGGAAACUCGGCUUUAGGGCGCAAAGAACGCGAGUAUCAGAAGACCUUCUGCGAUGAGGACUAUAUUACGCGCCAUCAGCAUCAUCCCUGCAGUCUGGGCAUACAUUCGACCUUCUCGAACACCUAUACGCCCCACCAUCCCGCUGCCGCACGUCAUUAUGGCUUCUGCACCAUGCCCAUCAAUGACUUGAAUGCCCCGGAUGCACAGAAGAGUCUACAACAGCUGCAAGUACCCACCGCCACAGUGCUGAAUGAGAAGAAAGCGCUACAAGCGGGCGUUAAUAUCGACGAUUGCACGCCCUACUCGCUGCGUUUAAAGCCCUGCAAUGGCAGCGUUGCUGAGCCGCAACAGAGCGUGAACCAUUACACGAAACCACAAUUCGCGCACACUGCCGUCACGCUAGAUGUAGGUGAGUCGUGCUACUCGUACGCCGAUGUGCCAAUGAUGCAUUCGCCUGGGGUGAAUGCCUGCGAAGCACGCCAACAUCAGCUGCGCCUCACCCAAGACCACUUCACACAACAGCAACAGCAGCAGCAACUGAAAAAACAACAACAGCAACUGCAGCAGCUACAACAACAACCGUUGCAUUAUGGCACUUCAGCACGUAGCGACUGUGAUGCGGCUAGUGAUGUAAUGGAUGCCAACUACAUCUACAGCAAUACACACUACUCGAUGCCGUUGGAACAGGGACGCAUGGCUAAAACGCCCACACCACCACCAUUGCCGCCAGCAUUGCCCCUGCGUAAUGGCAUGGCGACUACGGGUCGUCGCUCAUUCAUGUCGGGCAAUGUACAAAAGCAACAACAGCUGCAGCAGCAGAAUAAUAAUACAAUGCGUAAUCCACACUGAUCGCAGGUGUUUAGUGUGGGUAAUGAGCUGCCGCUGGCGGUGCGCUACCCCACCUAUCAUCAUCCGAAGCUGAGCUUGUAUGCUUAGUGGGGGCGCCAACUGUGAUGUGACCGAGUGUCGUAGCGUAAGCAAAUGUGUUGCAGAGUGGGAAGAGCAUAUAAGCUACGCAGGAGUAGUGUUUAGGAGAGAAGAAGA
Messenger RNA from Rhagoletis zephyria (snowberry fruit fly), 2959 nucleotides. RefSeq names its product tartan (gene trn). Lineage: Eukaryota; Metazoa; Arthropoda; Insecta; Diptera; Tephritidae. Gene Ontology annotation, molecular function: protein binding. The record is from RefSeq and is a predicted model, not a curated record.